Messenger RNA from Nerophis ophidion (straightnose pipefish), 6358 nucleotides. RefSeq names its product gamma-aminobutyric acid type B receptor subunit 2-like. The record is from RefSeq and is a predicted model, not a curated record. The transcript has 15 exons. Lineage: Eukaryota; Metazoa; Chordata; Actinopteri; Syngnathiformes; Syngnathidae. Gene Ontology annotation, cellular component: G protein-coupled receptor heterodimeric complex; membrane. Bases 39 to 2435 code for a protein of 798 amino acids. Gene Ontology annotation, molecular function: G protein-coupled GABA receptor activity. Gene Ontology annotation, biological process: gamma-aminobutyric acid signaling pathway; G protein-coupled receptor signaling pathway.
AGCGUGGGUCUCACAGGAACGGCGUGGACGCGUUCGCCAUGUCGCCUCGUCUCCGCUGUCUGCUCUUCUACUUCCUGCUGCUGGGCCCGGCGGCGGCCCGGGUCCGACACCCACUUCCUGUCCUGUGGAUGAGGCCCGCGGGUCAGGGGGGCGGGGUCAACGGCACCGUCCAGCAGGCCCUGCGGGACCUGAAGAAGCAAGCCCCGCCUCUGGGAAACUACGAGCUUCAACUCCACGCCGUGGACUCGCAGUGUGACGCGUCGGCCGACCUCAAAGCUUUGUUCGAUGCCAUGUGGGCGGGGCCUGAGUAUCGCUUGCUGUUUGGAGGGGCGUGUCCUGCUGUCACACCGCUAUUGGCUCGUGCUCUGCCGGCGCUCAGGAUGGUGCAGGUAACUUUUUCAGCACCCGGAAGGAAGUGGUACAGGAACACAUUCAGCACGGCGCCGUCUCGCCGGGCGGUCAAUCGGGCCGCCGUCAAGCUUCUGCAGCGCUACAGGUGGACGCGUGUCGGCAUCAUCGCGCAGGAAGCGUCCUCGGAGAUGGCGGAGGAUCUGAGCAGACAGCUGAUGAAGGCCCGCCUUGAGCUGGUUUCCAUGGCGACGCUCCACCACAAUGCCUGCACCGGCUUGAUGGACAUGAAGGAACGCGACGUGCACGUCUUCAUCGUCCUCGCGCCUUCUGAUGAAGACUCUGUCUCUCAGGUUUUCUGCUGUGCCUCCAGACUGAAGCUGUCAGCUUCAGGACAUCAGUGGGUUGUCGUAGGAGGAGGAGACCCAGGAUGGAGGUCCGGGUCGCGGGUGUCAGUCUGCACGUGGAAUGAGGUGAUGGCGGUGGCAGACGGCGCCAUCUGGCUGCAGAUGACAGGUGUUGUGGACACACCAAGACUUCCUGGAAGGACACCCCAAGAGGUACUCCACCUCCAGCAGAGGGCAAAGGUCAACCCACUCCACGCCUUCGCCUACGACGCCGUGUGGGUGGCGGCCCUCGCUCUGAGCGAGGCGACGGAGGCGGUGAAGCGGCGAGAGAAACACGCCAGCGUCGGCGAGGAGGAAGUGAUGAGGGCGCUACACGACGCCGUCAAGCGUAUCCGCUUCGAUGGCGUGACGGGUUCAGUUUCCUUCCGAGAUGGCGACCGAGUGACGUCCAUCACAGUCCUUCAGUCUCAAGGCGAAGACCUCGUGAUGGUGGGAGAGUUCCUCGGCGACGCGCAGCACCUGCAACUGGCUGAGCAUCUCCUAAAGUUCAAAGACCCCACUCCCAUGCACGAGGAGCCACGUCACGCCAACGUCCUUCUCAGAAUGGUGGCAGCGGUCGCCGUGGUAACCGCCGCUCUUUCUUUGACCGCCCUGUGCAUCAUCACCUUCAAGCGCCACGUGACCGCUACCCACGAUGCACUGCUGCUGCUGGCCGUCCUUCUCUCCGCCUCCUCCGUCGUGGCCGCUUGCCCUCAUGACAACUCUCUACCCCGAUCCACGCUCAACCUUCUCUGCUCGGUCCGUUUAUGGCUUUUGUCGUUGGGUCAAACUCUGGGCUUCUCUGCAGUCUUCACCCCAACAUGGCGCCAUUUCUCGCCAGGAGGUGUUGUGCUACCGCCGUGCUACGUGGCGUCCAUUUUGGCUCUGCUGGACGUCUUUGUUUUGACCACCUGGCAAAUAGUAGACCCUCUCAGGCGGGUGGUGAUGCGGCCCAGGCCGCAGGGUGACCCCGCCCCCCUGGACGUCGUCUCGUGGUCGCCCUCUGAUGGCUGCAGCAGCAACAACAUGGAGGAGUGGACCACCUUCAUCUAUGCUUACAAAGCAGCGCUGCUGGGUGUGGGAUGUUUCGUGGCGUGGAACAUCAGGAGGCGCAGCACGGGCUUGGCGUUCAGUAUGUCGGCGGUGGCGGCGGUCAGCGUGGCGGGGGCCUGCGCUUGGCCGCUGCUCGCCCACAAUCCUUCACUUCACUUCUGCGUGACCAGCGUUCUGGUCCUCGCCUGCGACCUCCUGGUCCUCGCCGUUAUGUUCAGGGUCCGCAUCGGCCAGCUGCACGGCGGAGGGGGCGGGGCCACAAAGGGAGGAGCUACAAGGGACGAGGCUGCAGAGGGGCUCAACCGACGGCUGAAACAGGAAAGGGCUGAGCUGGAUGCUCGCAUUGACACACUCUGCCACGCUUUGGAGGCGGAGCUUGCUCAGAGCGCCACAGGCAGUAGCGGCUGUUCGCCACUUAAAUCCUGCGUCCGUGACGACAGUGUCCCGGCGGCGGAGGCCGGGUCAGAGGUCAUGGAGAAUCCAGCCGACGUCAACGCUCCUGACCUCGUGCGGCGCCGUCUGUCCGUCCAGCUGCCCAUCCUCCAUCACUCCUACCUGCCUGUCAUUGGCGGCGUCAGCGCCAGUAGCUCCGCCCACUUUGGAAGCAGGGACACGCUCAACGCCACUUCCGGGAAGCCGCAGGUCUGACGACAUCUUUGUCUUGACUCGUUUCUUCUGAUUUCAAGAUGGAUUAUUCAUCAACAUGUAAUUAAAAAAAACUCCUCCACUAGAGGGCGCUUUGAAUGGUUGCUAUGGUGGAAGUGAACCUAAGCCAGGGCCUGUCAAAUAGUGGGGAGGGCCCUCAUAUGACACAUAUAGAUUAAAGAAAUUAACAUUAUCAGGGGGGGGCGUGAAACAUUUCUACUCAACAAGGAAAAGUACCUUCCAUAUGAGGAGGUGUGAACAAGUUACGACAUAAACCAUGGUCCCAAUUUGGAAAACCAUUGCAUCUAAUAGAGAAUGUCUCAUUUGCUCCCCCUGGUGGUUAAAUCUAUCAAAAUUAGGGGGGAUUUUUCAAAUUGAGUGUGCCGGUUUUUAAAGUGCUCCCAACAUAUCAAUCAAUUAAAUCACGAGUGUCUCAAAGGGCUGUACAAGCCAUAACGACGUCCUCUGCUCAGAUCCCACAUCAGGGCAAGAAAAAAACUCACCCCAAUGGCUUGACAAUGAGAAACCUUGGAGAGGACCGCAGAUGUGGGGACGUCGAGUGGAUCUAGCAUAAUAUUGUGAGAGUCCAGUCCACAAUGGAUCUAACAUAAUAGUGUGAGAGUCCAGUCCAUAGUGGAUCUAACAUAAUGGUGUGAGAGUCCAGUCCAUAGUGGAUCUAACAUAAUGGUGUCAGAGUCCAGUCCAUAGUGGAUCUAACAUGAUGGUGUGAGAGUCCAGUCCAUAGUGGAUCUAACAUGAUGGUGUGAGAGUCCAGUCCAUAGUGGAUCUAACAUGAUGGUGUCAGAGUCCAGUCCAUAGUGGAUCUAACAUGAUGGUGUGAGAGUCCAGUCCAUAGUGGAUCUAACAUAAUGGUGUGAGAGUCCAGUCCAUAGUGGAUCUAAAAUAAUGGUGUGAGAGUCCAGUCCAUAGUGGAUCUAACAUAAUGGUGUGAGAGUCCAGUCCAUAGUGGAUCUAACAUAAUGGUGUGAGAGUCCAGUCCAUAGUGGAUCUAACAUAAUGGUGUGAGAGUCCAGUCCAUAGUGGAUCUAACAUAAUGGUGUGAGAGUCCAGUCCAUAGUGGAUCUAACAUAAUAGUGUGAGAGUCCAGUCCAUAAUGGAUUUAACAUAAUAGUGUGACUCCAGUCCAUAGAGGAUCAAACAUAAUGGUGUGAGAGUCCAGUCCAUAGUGGAUCUAACAUAAUAUUGUGAGAGUCCAGUCCAUAGUGGAUCUAACAUAAUAGUGUGAGAGUCCAGUCCAUUGUGGAUCUAACAUAAUAGUGUGAGAGUCCAGUCCAUUGUGGAUCUAACAUAAUAGUGUGAGAGUCCAGUCCAUAGUGGAUCUAACAUAAUAGUGUGAGAGUCCAGUCCAUUGUGGAUCUAACAUAGUGUGAGAGUCCAGUCCAUUGUGGAUCUAACAUAAUAGUGUGAGAGUCCAGUCCAUAGUGGAUCUAACAUAAUAUUGUGAGAGUCCAGUCCAUAAUGGAUCCAAAAUAAUAGUGAGAGUCCAGUCCAUAAUGGAUCUAACAAAAUGGUGUGAGAGUCCAGUCCAUCGUGGAUCUAACAUAAUGGUGUGAGAGUCCAGUCCAUAGUUGAUCUAACAUAAUGGUGUGAGUCCAGUCCACAGUGGAUCUAACAUAAUAAUGUGAGAGUCCACUCCACAGUGGAUCUAACAUAAUGGUGUGAGAGUCCAGUCCACAGUGGAUCUAACAUAAUAUUGUGAGAGUCCAGUCCAUAAUGGAUCCAAAAUAAUAGUGAGAGUCCAGUCCAUAAUGGAUCUAACAAAAUGGUGUGAGAGUCCAGUCCAUCGUGGAUCUAACAAAAUGGUGUGAGAGUCCAGUCCAUUGUGGAUCUAACAUAAUAGUGUGAGAGUCCAGUCCAUAGUGGAUCUAACAUAAUAUUGUGAGAGUCCAGUCCAUAAUGGAUCCAAAAUAAUAGUGAGAGUCCAGUCCAUAAUGGAUCUAACAUAAUGGUGUGAGUCCAGUCCACAGUGGAUCUAACAUAAUAGUGUGAGAGUCCAGUCCAUAGUGGAUCUAACAUAAUGGUGUGAGAGUCCAGUCCAUAGAGGAUCCAACAUAAUAGUGUGAGUCCAGUCCAUGGUGGAUCUAACACAAUAGUGUGAGACUCCAGUUAGACUGUGUAGUAUUUUAUACGUAAGUAGUAAAACUUUAAAGUCACAUCUUAAGUGCACAGGAAGCCAGUGCAGCUGAGCCAGUAUAGACUAGACUCAGACUUCCUUUUUAUUGUCAUAUAAAUUUGAACUUUACAGUACAAAUUAGAACACAAUUCCGUCGCAUUAGCUCUUGGUAGUGCAGGAUAAAAAAAAGCAAUAAGGUGCAGAUAUAAAUAAAUAGAUUACUGUACAGAUAAACACAUUUCACUUUUUCAUAUGCAUCCAUGUUUAUGGAUGUAUGUUAUAUUGUCUUUUUUAUUCCAGCGAGUUAAUACAUUUUGGGGGGAGUUGAGGGGAUGAUUUAAUUAUGAUGCGUUCAAGGCGUAAUAUGAUCAAACUUUCUUGCUUUUUGUUGAAAUAAGUGUGUGGAAAAAUUUUAGGUGCUCCUCCUCUGACCAACAUAUGUAAUAACAAGUGUUCUUGCAUGUGCCCCCUUUGGGCAAAAUUAAUAAAAAUAAAUAUAUAUACAUAGAGACAAACUGUAACAACUUGAAAUAAGUAAUGAAGAUUAAAAACAAAUUACAAACCACAAAUUCUAAACAUUUUUCCAAAUUAAAAGCAGUCUUUUUCUCACAAUGUGUUGACUUUUUUCUUAUAAAAUUGAUAAGUUUUUUAUAUUUGUUUCUGUAAUAUUGCAAUGUUUUCUCGUAAAAUUACUACUUUUAAUGCAAAAUGGUGACAUUUGUCAUAUAAAAUUCUGACUUUUAUCAAUAUAUUGCAGAUUUUUUUUGUUGUUCUUGUAAUAUGGUGACAUUUUUUAAGUAAAAUCAUGACUUUUGUCAUAAUUUUGCCAAGUAAAAUUCCGAUUAUUAUAAUAAUAUUGCCAAAAUGUUAGUUUUCUUAGAGAAUGGUGACUUCUGUCGAGCAAAAGUACGACUCUUUUCAUAAAAUUGCCAGAAUUUUAAGCUUUUCUUGUAAAAUUCCAACUUUUAUCAUAAUAUUGCACAAAUGUUCAGUUUUUCUUGUGAAAUUCCAACUCAUUUUUCACAACAAGCUUUUUUCUAUUUGCAUAGUAAGUAUUAGGGCUGCGAAUCUUUGGGUGUCCCACGAUACGAUUCAAUAUCGAUUCUUGGGGUCAUGAUUCGAUAAUAUAUCGAUUUUUUCGAUCCGAUUCUCGAUUCAAAAGGAUUCUGUAUUCAUUCAAUACAUAGGACUUCAGCAGGAUCUACCCCAGUCUGCUGACAUGCUAGCAGAGUAAUAGAUUUAAAAAAAAAAAAAAAAGGUUUUAUAAUUGUAAAUAAAGGACAAUGUUUUAUCAACUGAUUGCAAUAAUGAAAAUUUUUUUUAACUAUUAAACGAACCAAAAAUAUGACUUACUUUUUUCUUUGUGAAAAUAUUGGACACAGUGUGUUGUCAAGCUUAUGAGAUGCGAUGCAAGUGUAAGCCACUGUGACAUUAUUGUUCUUUUUUUUUUAAUUUUUAUAAAUGUCUAAUGAUAAUGUCAAUGAGGGAUUUUUAAUCACUGCUAUGCUGAAAUUAUAACUAAUAUUGAUACUGUUGUUGAUAAUAUUCAUUUUUGUUUCACUACUUUUGGUUUGUUCUGUGUCGUGUUUGUGUCUCCUCUCAAUUGCUCGGUUUAUUGCGUUCUGAGUGUUGCUGGGUCAGGUUUGGUUUUGGAAUUGGAUUGCAUUGUUAUGGUAUUGAUAUGUAGUGGUUUGUUGGAUUGAUAAAAAAAAAUUAAAAAUUGAUUUUUUAAAAAUGAGAAUCGAUUCUGAAUCGCACAACGUAUUCGAUUCGAUUCUAAAUUGAUUUUCCC